AGUGUUUGAAAAGGUGGCAAGGGUUUCAGUAUCUUCACGGUCCUUCCGGGAGUGAGUCGCGUGCAGCAAACCUUCCCGAUAUUCACGAAAUUUCAAGGUUCUGGAAUCUGUUCGCAUCGGACUACAAUUCUAAAAUUCCACAAUUCUAAUAGUACAGUUAGUACAAUUCUAAGGUGUGUUUAAGAGACAACAUGUUGGGCUCGCUUGCCUCGCUGCUCUUUUCGCUCGAGGGUGUCCUGCUGGUGGCCCUGCUAGCCCUGCUCUACUACUAUGUGGUGGUGCGGAGCACCCGAUUCUUUGCCGACCGGGGCGUACCGUACCUCCCGCCAGUACCGCUGCUCGGCAAUGGGGCCGACUUCAUAACGCGCAAGCGGCUGCUAACCGAUGUGCUGAGCGAUAUGUAUCACCGUUUCGCCAGCCACCGGUUCUUCGGCUACUUCGACUUCCUUUCGCCGAUCUACGUGGUGCGCGAUCUGGAGCUGGUGAAGCAGAUCUGCAUCAAGGAUUUCGACCACUUCGUCAACCACCGCAUUCAGCUGGACGAAAACCAUGACCCGCUGUUCGGGCGGGCCCUGUUUGCGAUGCGCGACUCGCGCUGGCGCAACAUGCGCACUAUCCUUAGCCCGGCCUUUACCGGCAGCAAGAUGCGGCUAAUGUUCGGGCUGAUCACGAGCUACUGUGACGGGGCGGUGCGGACGAUCCGGUCGGAGCUGGGCGCGGAUGGAACGGCCGAGCUCGAGAUGAAGGAGCUGUUCCGCCGGUUCGGCAACGACAUAGUGGCGACCUGCGCGUUCGGCAUUGAGAUCAACUCGUUCCGCGACCGGACGAACGCGUUCUUCACGCUCGGCAAGGAGCUGACCAACCUGGAUGGCGUCCAGGGACUGAAGUUCCUCGCCUUCUCGUCCUUUCCGCGCGUGAUGCAUGCGCUUCGAUUGCGUCUGUUUAGCGCGAAGAUGACCAGCUUCUUCCGACACGUGGUGAUGGAUACGAUCACGCAGCGGGAACAGCGCGGCAUCGUGCGCCACGACAUGAUCAAUCUUCUGAUGCAGGCCCGCAAGCAGGAGCUGCGGUUCGACGAGAACGAAAACAUCGAAACGAACGGUGGAGGGUCGCAAAAGCGGUCGGUUGACUGGACUGACGACGACCUAACCGCCCAGUGCACCGUGUUCUUCUUCGGUGGGUACGAUACCGUGUCCACACUGUCUGCAUUUAUGGCGCACGAACUCGCCGUCAACCCGGACGUCCAGGAGCGGCUGCGGGACGAGAUCGACCGCGUGCGCUCCACGAUCGGCGGCGCCGACAAGCUUAACUACGAAACGCUCCAGUCAAUGCGCUAUCUGGACAUGGUCGCGAACGAGACGCUCCGCAAGUGGACACCGGCACCGUUCCUCGACCGCACCUGCACCAAACCGUACAUGCUGGAGGACUAUGACGGCCGGCGGGUGCAGCUGCAGCCGGGUGACGGUCUGUGGAUACCGGCCGCGGCCAUCAUGCGCGACCCGCAGCUCUUCCCCGAGCCGGAUCGGUUCUGGCCGGAGCGGUUCGAGCCGGAAUCGGCCGGCGCACCGGUCGACUCGUCCGCUAUGCUGGCAUUCGGGCUCGGCCCCCGUAACUGCAUCGGUUCUCGGUUCGCGCUGAUGGAGACGAAGGCGGUGUUUUUCUUCCUGCUGACGCACUUCCUGCUGGAGGCGGGCCCCCGCACCCAGCACCCGAUCCGACUGAAGAAGUCCAGCCUGGGACCGUGCGCCGAGAAGGGGUCGUGGAUACGGUUCCGGCUGCGCAAGUAGCGGCACCCCUGUCCAAACGCACCCAAUCAACUACCGCCUUCAAUCAAUUAAUCGAACGGACAGUCGGCUUGUCCAUCAGCGCCCUCGAAAUUGGGCUGGUCUACACGAUCAAUUUUCGGGGCUACUAGUGCAAGGUUGAGCGUUUAGUGCCCAGACGCAUAUCUCAAGCCGAGAUAAGUGUGUUUUUGAAGCAACCAAACCCCAAAUUGGUAACCUUGACCAUGAUGCUCCACUAAUAGGAUGACAAAUUGUUUUCGUAAGACAUAACGGACUGUUCGUAUUUGUGUCUUGGCUUUCUGUGUCUGUAUGUUCACAGCACGACCGUUACAACGUUUGCUAGACGGAAUGUAAUAAAUCGAGACUUGCAUGUGUCGUGUAAUAAAUGCCAAAUCAAUAAUCUUAUUAACCUGAUUGUCUUUGCUGUAUCUGUCACAGAAUUUUGUGAACAGAGAUUUGCCUUAAUUAGUGAAACAAAAGAAGCCUCUAACCGUCCCCCCCAAACGGUGAUUUAGUUCCCUUAAUCGUUCUUCAAAUCAUGCCCUGAAUUUAUCAGUACUAAGUUUUUUGGCCCAGUAGUGGCAGGUCUUGACCGAUAAUGGUUGUUGUGCCAAAUAAAAAAAAAGAAGAAGAAGAAGCAUUUUUGCAACAGUAAUCAAUCUUAUUCAAAGUUUUUAAAAUUGCCAUACACUCAUUCUGCGUAUUUUGCUAAUGAUGUCGUUUCCAUCCAUCUCACCUUACUUUUGAAGAAUUGUUCUAUGAUAUGUCAUGCUAUACUUCAAAUUUACCAAAAGCUCAGCAUGCCUAUUACUGGGUUGGUCUAAACUGAUAACAAAUUACCAUACAGUCUCUUCCCGAGUUACGCCGCUCUCGACUCACGCGGAUUCGGAAAUACGCGGUAUUCUAAAUUAAACACAUCAAAUGUCAAAUCAAUACAAUUUGCUUCAAGAAUUGUCCAAUGCAGUCUAAAUUACUUUUUUGGUAAUAUCGUAUCACUUUUUGCACGAAUCGUAUCAAAUAAAUACCAAGUAAUCGAUUGUAUUUUGGGCGAAAACAGCGAAGUUCCACAACCGCUGGUAUUCGAGUUACGCGAAUACCUCGGGAACGCACACACCGCGUAACUCAGGAACAGACAGUACGUUUUGGAAAUUUGUAAUGAGUGCAGGAGUCUCAUUUUGACAGCACAAUAUUGCAACAUUUGUAAUGUUGUUAAGUCUUCUUUUUCUAUUUGGCGCAACGACGUACAUGGUCAUGUUGGCCUAUACAGGUUUUCGAGACUUAUAAAGUACCACGGAUCCGGAGGGCAAGUCUUACGGGGGGACUACUUUUCGUGCCUUUUCGGACCGUUUCUCCUGAAAAUAUGUACUUCAGUAAUAUGUCAAAGCCGUACCUCCCGAAAAAAAAAUAUGUGUACUUUACUGUUCACAUCGUAACAAAGAUUCUAAAGAGUUUGAGCUCGAUGUUUCUCUAUUUAAUUUAUACCUAGAUGUCAGUGGUGUUAAAAACAUUAUUAUUUUUGUUUUUAUGUAUUCCGGAGAGUUGAAACAUUUGAAUUGUAAAUAAACCUCGUCAGCUAGAAAA
Anopheles merus is the source of this 3365-nucleotide messenger RNA. Its product is annotated as probable cytochrome P450 9f2. The coding region runs from base 192 to 1787 and encodes 531 amino acids. The record is from RefSeq and is a predicted model, not a curated record. Lineage: Eukaryota; Metazoa; Arthropoda; Insecta; Diptera; Culicidae. The transcript has 2 exons. Gene Ontology annotation, molecular function: monooxygenase activity; iron ion binding; heme binding.